This is a messenger RNA of Aspergillus thermomutatus, 759 nucleotides long. RefSeq names its product putative neutral amino acid permease. The coding region runs from base 1 to 759 and encodes 252 amino acids. NCBI's taxonomy places the organism in Eukaryota, Fungi, Ascomycota, Eurotiomycetes, Eurotiales, Aspergillaceae. The transcript is spliced from 5 exons. Gene Ontology annotation, molecular function: amino acid transmembrane transporter activity. Gene Ontology annotation, cellular component: vacuolar membrane. Gene Ontology annotation, biological process: amino acid transmembrane transport. The record is from RefSeq and is a predicted model, not a curated record.
AUGAUCACGGUUGGUGUCCAGCGACCAGGGAAUGCAAAGGUUGAGGUGACUGUCUCGACUAGUCUGUAUAGAGCGUUUCUGGCAGUCACGGAUAUCAUGUUCGCUUAUGCCGCUCAUCCGGCCUUCUUUGGCUUCAUUUCCGAGAUGAAAACCCCCACAGACUGGCCGAAGACAUUGUGUACUGUUCAACUCAUCAGCACGACCUUGUACACCGUCACCGGGGUGGUCAUCUACCGGUCUGCUGGCCAGGACGUUGCGUCACCGGCAUUGGGCUCAGGCGGCCCUUUAAUGGCGAAGGUCGUUGGUCUAGUGGCAAUACUGACCUCGCAGAUUGUGAUCGCCGGGGUGAUUAAUGGUCACAUCGCCUGCAAGUACAUUCAUGUACGUCUGUUCCGGGGUACCGAGCAUAUGCACCGGCGCAGUCUCUUCUCGAUAAUAGGGACUUGGGUGGCAAUCUCGUUGGUGCUGUGGACGAGUGCCUGGGUCAUUGCAGAAGCAGUUCCUGUGUUUAAUAACCUGCUGAGCCUGAUUACGUCACUGUUCGGCAGUUGGUUCUCAUAUGGACUAUGUGGUGUCUUCUGGCUCUUCAUCAAUCAGAGGCGUUGGUUCUCGUCGCCGAGGGAAAUAUUCUUGACCAUUGUCAAUUUCACCCUGCUUGGCAUGGGAGGAUGUCUGUGUGGCCUUGGACUGUAUGUGUCUGGCCGAGCAAUCAGCGAAGAGCCAGCUGGUGGUAGUUUCUCCUGCGCCAAUAAUGCAUAG